UGUGCUGCAGAUGGGUCAGGAGGGAAAUGUAUAGGCAUAGAAGAAUUUCUUGAGCUAGAUAAACCAAACAGCAGACUUGAAUGCUAUGUACUUAGUUUCAGUAUUAAUAGAAUUUGAGGUUAAUGACUCUUGGGAUAUGAAAAUUAACCAUAAAAUGAAGAGCUAACCAGUAAGUUCUAUGCUCCAAGCUUCUGCUUUAUGAUUACACAUGUGCCCGAGAGGAAAGCCUACUUUUAGUGAAAUGAGCGAGUGUGAGAUAUAUUGAUCCUGUUUUCCUGUGUCACAAACCUGUCAUUUUUCCAAGUAAUGAAUCAUGUUGACAAGACGCAUUACACUUUAUACAUUUUUUUCCCUCUCUUUAACUAGAAUGUUUGUAAUUAAACUACACUUGUCUUUUAAAAGUGAGCUCUACUGCAGUAGAAAAUCAUUUAAAUAUUCUUCUUGACCUGGAAAGUUGGUUUACCACUAACAUGAACAAGAAGAUCCUCUCAAUACCUCUUUGCUUUGAUGUCCUAUCAUUGUUAUCUGUGAUGAUCUUCUUGGAAUCAGUGCAUGGAUAACCAUAUCUUACCCAAGAAAAUGAAUUGUGCCCAGAUGAAAAAGAGAGAAAUCUGAGACCAAAACUAUUGAUGUCUCUACUGAAUAAAAAUUUUGAUUUCCAAAGACCUUCUAACAUUGAUACAGAACUCACUAACAAACUGGAAAAACUUAACCAGCUGGAAAAGCUUAAAGGACCGCUCACGGAGGCAAAGAACGCGGAGAUGCCCUAUGAGGCAGAUAGUCUGUCUUCCCAUCCUAACGAGCAAGCUUGCUUUUGGAAGUACUGGGUCUGAAGAUUUCUCUAGAUGCAAAAAAGUUAAGACGAUUAGAAAAAAUACAUAUUUAUUCCUUCUACAGCUUAGACAGUAUAGCUGUUUCAAUCAUAAUCUAUGGCAUUUAUUCUGCAUAUUAUUUUUCUUAUCUUGCUAACUUGUUACUAAGUGGGUUAUAAUAGGCUUACAGUUUAUGUUGUGGACAGUGACAAAUAAACUGCACUUUUGAAUGGCAUGGGGCUAUCAAAAUAGCUUUGUAAAGCUAAAGUUGAGAGUAUUGUAGCUACUGUAUGCUUUCCAAAACUUAUUACCGAUAUAAUUUUGUCCUGUGAUAACUAUGCUUUAAUAUCAAAAAAAAAAUUUUUAAGUAAAAAAGCAGACAGUAGGAAAAAAUUCAA
Messenger RNA from Tupaia belangeri chinensis (Chinese tree shrew), 1210 nucleotides. RefSeq names its product urotensin 2B (gene UTS2B). Gene Ontology annotation, biological process: regulation of blood pressure. Lineage: Eukaryota; Metazoa; Chordata; Mammalia; Scandentia; Tupaiidae. The record is from RefSeq and is a predicted model, not a curated record. Gene Ontology annotation, molecular function: G protein-coupled receptor binding. The transcript has 2 exons.